This is a messenger RNA of Patiria miniata (bat star), 573 nucleotides long. RefSeq lists its product as uncharacterized. The record is from RefSeq and is a predicted model, not a curated record. NCBI's taxonomy places the organism in Eukaryota, Metazoa, Echinodermata, Asteroidea, Valvatida, Asterinidae. The transcript has 4 exons. Bases 1 to 546 code for a protein of 181 amino acids.
AUGAGACUUGCCAACUGCGAGCUGAUCUUCAACUCAUCCGAUGUCCCCAUCGUGGUGUCCGGCAAUCGGACUGUGUACCUUCCUGGUGACUCAGUCGAAUAUGCCUGCCCUGACGGAUAUCAUCUCAGCGGGUCCACUACAAGAUAUUGUCGAUCAGACUUCACGUGGUCUUCCCCGGUUGCCGUAUGCAAUCAAGUUAAGGCUGCCCCAGCAAGAUUUUCCAUGCCAGUGGUACAGAUUAUCGGCGGAGGAGCGGGUGGUGUGAUCUUCAUUAUCAUUUUCUUUGUUGCUCUUUUCGCGAUAAAACGGCGAACACCACGGGAUCAUCCCGUUCAGAACAGACGCGAUGCUACCGUGCUCAGUUGUACCAUUCCUGGAGAGGGCGCCCUACCCUCAUCGGAGCUGGCAUACCAGGAAACAAUCCUCGACGAUGCCAUUAUUAACAGCUACGCUGAUUUGCCCCGUCGUAAUGCUCCUCUUCCGCCGAUUCCUGACAAAACCCCGACUAAGGAGGCAUGCGAGACAUAUUGCAACUUGCAAUAUUGAUCCGGUGUUGUCUUUGUAUGUAUUGGU